AUGGUGGGGAAUCUGCAUUUGUGGGGCUUCAAGGGGAAGCCCAACUUGGUCUCGCCCGAAAGUAUAGCGCUUUUCUGGCUUUUGAGCAGUCAGAAAUGUAACAAAAAGAUAUGCAUAGUGUUCUCGAACAACACGGAUCUGUCCCCUAACGGAGAGCUUCCGGUGCUAAUAGAGGAGGGCCAGAGCAUAUACGGGUACGGGAACAUAGCCCAGUACCUCUUUGAGCAAGAAAGCGCACUAGAAACGGCCCUGCUGGAAUUCGCGCAGACCCAGAUCUGCGCUUUGACACAGUACCAGCUGUAUCUUGAGCGAGAGAACUACGAGCAGUUCACGCGCAAAGUUUUCGCACAUCUGUUGCAAUGGCCGUAUUGGUACAACACGCCACUGCGGUACCGAGCUCUGGCGCGUAAGAAAUGCGAAAAGCUCAAAUAUCUGAGUCACCCAGACGACGAGGAGAGCGACGAAAACGUUGCCGUUGAGGAGAUGACCCAAUCUUCCGUCUUGAAACUUUCGAGUCGUGCCAAGUCACGUGGCCGCGAAUUGCUCGCCGACACACGUCACAGUGUCCAGUAUCUGUCAGAGCUGGGCGAGCAACUCAAGACGUGGCUUGAGGCUCGCGGUCGUCUGAACAAAGAAGUAAUUGCAGCCGAUUUUCUAUUAUGGGCGAACCUGCACGUACAGCUUACCCUACCACGUGGCCAGCGAAUCGGUGACUAUCUUCACGAAUUUUUGGGUGCAGAGGCAUACCAGGAAAUCCAGGAACAGCUCCGAAGAUGUGACAAGCUGGCAUGCAGUCUCGAUCAAAGACCGCCAAAUUUUGCAGAAAACGGCAAUCCGCUCAUGUCCACAUACGCUGCUGUGCAGAAAGUGUGGUCCCUUUACGUCGUCUAA
This is a messenger RNA of Lachancea mirantina, 891 nucleotides long. The record is from the annotation of a GenBank genome assembly. NCBI's taxonomy places the organism in Eukaryota, Fungi, Ascomycota, Saccharomycetes, Saccharomycetales, Saccharomycetaceae.